UCGACGCUAGGUUCCGACCGAGAGAUGCAGCCGGCAAGAGUGCGCGUUGUUGCGGUAUUCGCCAAUCUGUUCAGCUAUCUCUGGCCAAGUCAGUCAGAUGGCAACAAACAGAAGAUGGAGAAACCCUUGCAGCUGGUUUGUAACAAGGAUGGGAAGCUGCACCUGAAUCCAGAGGCUCUGAAUUACCUCCAGUCCAUCGAGAAACCAAUGGUUGUUGUGUCUGUGGUUGGUGCUGCUCGUUCAGGGAAGUCCUACCUCAUGAACUGUCUUGCGGGAAACAAUUAUGGAUUCUCAGUGGAUUCAUCUGUCCAGGCUCACACCAAAGGAAUCUGGAUGUGGUGUCGAUCCCUCCCUCAAAGACCCAAUGAGGUCCUCCUGUUGUUGGACACUGAGGGUCUGGGUGAUCCUGAGAAGGGAGACAUCCACAAUGAUCAUUUCAUCUAUUCACUGGCGGUCCUUCUGAGCAGCGUCCUCAUUUACAAUGGCCAAAGAAACAUAGACCAGCAAUCCCUGCAAGACCUACAUUUUGUGACUGAACUCUCUAAGCGGAUCCAAAUGAAGUCCCAGCCUGAUGGCUCUGACAAUUGGGACUUUGUCCGUUUCUUCCCUGAAUUUGUCUGGGUGAUCCGUGAUUUGACACUGAAGUUGGAAAUCAAUGGAAAACCUAUGACUCCGGAUGACUACCUGGAGCACAGUCUGAAACUGAAGGACGGUGAGAUCAGUGAGCAGGACAAAAAAUAUAAUGAACUUCGCAGAUGUAUCCGUAAUAAUUUCCCCUCACGUUGUUGCUUUGCAUUGCCCAUGCCCACACACGUGAAUUUUCUCAACGACCUCCAGAAACUGGAGGACUGUGAUCUGAAUGAGGAUUUCUUCUGGAAGCGGAAGGACCUCAUCAAUUACAUUCACAGUCACAAGAGAGUGAAGAGACUUCCUGGGGGUCAGCUGGUCACAGGCAGGAGAUUUGCUGAAUUGACAAGGGCAUACAUGGCCAUGAUGGCGGAUGGGAUCCUACCAUGUGUGGAAGGCAGUGUUGCCAGGUUAACGGAGGUGGAAAACCAAGCAGCGGUAGCCGAAGCCCUGAAAUUCUAUGACGAUGAAAUGAAAAAAUUAUCAGAAUCUGACGAUCUUACUAUGAGCAAGCUCAUAGAGAAUUACCUUAUGAAUAGCAGAAAAGCAUUUGAUAUCUUCCGCAGAAGAUCUAUGAAUGACAACAUUUGCGAAUACAUCCAACAGCUGGAGGAGAAAAUGAGUUCUACUUACGAGUUUCUCCUGGCCAAGAUCAAGGAAAAGUCACAAAAGGAAUGUGAGACACAUCUACAAAGAGUAAUGUCAUCAAUAACAUCAAACCUGACAUCUAGACAUUACCAGAGACCUGGUGGUUUCCAGGAGCUGAAGAAGGAUCUUGAUAAGGCCAUUGAGGAGUAUGAAGAAAGGACUAAGAACGAGAUGGAGUCGCAUGCUGUCUUGACACACUUCCUGAAAAAGGAAAAACACCGAAUAGACCAUGUAAAGGAGAUGGACAUCAGGUUGACAGAGGAAGAAAAGCAUGCCUCUGAUUUGGAAAAGAAGCUCUCAUGGAUGAAUCAGGAGAUGGAGAAUAAGGAGCAGGAGAGAAAGGCGGCUGAGAAAGAAAGGGCUAAGGAGAUCAUGGAACAGAUUAUGAAAAAGUUUGAGGAGGAUAAAAACUACAAUGUGGAGGAGCUGAAGCAAGCCAUGGAGCAUAUGAAGAGCGAAGUGAAGAAAUACAAAGAUGAGGGCAGGAAGGAGGAGGCACAAAGGACUCAGCAGAUAUACGAGUACCUGGAGAAGCAAUAUAAAAAGGCAAAAAUCAUGAGUGUCUGGGAUUUCUUAGGACGUCCAGUUCACUACUUGAAAGGCUGUCUGAAAUAUAUACUUUACCUUAUAUUACCAUAAGACCACAAGAAAUAGGAGCAGAAUUAGGCUAUUUGGCCCAUUGAGUCUGCUCCACCAUUUUAUCAUGGCUGAUUCAUUUUUUUCCUCUCGGACCUAUUCUCCUGCCUUCUCCCCAUAUUCCUUUAUUCCCUGAGCUAUCAAUCUCUGCCUUAAAUGUACAUAUAGACUUGGCCAGCACAACAGUCUGCAGUAAUGAAUCCCAUCAAUUCAUCAUUCUUUAGCUAAAGAAACUCCUCUUCUUUUUCAUUCUAAAAGUAUGCACCUCUAUUUCAAGGCUGUUUCCUCUUCUCUUCGACCCUCCGUCCAUCAGAAACAUCCUCUCCACAUCCACUCUAUCAAGGCCAUUCACUAUCCGAUAGAUUUCAAUGAGGUCACACCUCAUUCUUCUUAAAUCCAGUGAAUACAGGCCCAGAGCCAUCAAAUGUUUUUCAUAUGACAAGUUAAUCAAACAUGGGCAAACACAAGGAAAUCGGCAGAUGCUGGAAAUCCAAACAACACACACAGAAUGCUGGUGGAACACAGCAGGCUAGGCAGCAUCUAUAGAGAGAAGCGCUGUCGACGUUUCGGGCCGAGACCCUUCGAAGAGUCCUGACAAAAGGUCUCGGCCCAAAAUGUCAACAGUUUCAGCACAUCGCUUCUAAGAUAAGGUGCCUAAAACUGCUCACAAUACUCCAAAUGAGGCUUCACCAGUUAUAAAGUCUCAACAUUACAUCCUUGCUUUUAUAUUCUAGUCCUCUUGAAAUUAAUGCUAACAUCGCAUUUGUCUUCCUCACCGCAGACUCAACCUGCAAAUUAACCUUUCAGGAAUCCUAUACAAGCACUGCCAAGUCCUCUUGUGCCACAGUUUGUUGUAUUUUCUCUCCAUUUAGAAACUAGCCAACCCUUUCAUUUCUUCUACUAAAGUAGAAUCGAUACACUUCCCCAUACUGUGUUCCAUCUGCCACUUCUUUGCCCUUCUUUGCCCAUUCUCCUAAUCUGUCUAAUUUCUUCUGUAGCCUCUCUUCUACCUCAAAACUACCUGCCCCAUCACCUCUGUUCAUAUCGUCUACAAACGUUGCAACAAAGACAUCAAUUCCAUCAUUCCAAUCAGAUAAUGUUAAAAGAAUCAGUUCCAACACAGAUCCUGGUGGAACACCACUAGAUACCGACAGUCAACCAGAAAAGGCUCCCUUUAUUUCCACUCUUUACUUUCUGCCAAUCAGCCAUUCCCAUAUUCAGGCUAGAAUCUUUCCUGUAAUUCCAUGGGCUCAAAGCUUGUUUAGCUUCAUGUAUGGCACCUCGUCAAAGGC
This is a messenger RNA of Hypanus sabinus (Atlantic stingray), 3203 nucleotides long. Its product is annotated as guanylate-binding protein 1-like. Lineage: Eukaryota; Metazoa; Chordata; Chondrichthyes; Myliobatiformes; Dasyatidae. The coding region runs from base 25 to 1914 and encodes 629 amino acids. The transcript is spliced from 10 exons. Gene Ontology annotation, molecular function: GTP binding; GTPase activity. The record is from RefSeq and is a predicted model, not a curated record.